Molecule: messenger RNA, 10376 nt
Organism: Ochlerotatus camptorhynchus
Lineage: Eukaryota; Metazoa; Arthropoda; Insecta; Diptera; Culicidae
Exons: 1
Coding region: 36-10157 (3373 amino acids)
Source: RefSeq, a predicted model, not a curated record
UGUUAAACCUCACCUGAUAAUCCCGUAUAAGUAAAAUGCUUCGCAUCAAAGAAGUGAAAAAGUACAGUCAGCUUCUAGGAUUCCCCGCCGGGAAGGAAGUCCGCAUCAAAGCACUGCAGACGGAGGACUUUUCGAGUGGUCCCAUCUACUUCAAGUACGGUCGGGAACUGUCCAAGCAUGAUCCAUCGCCGGCCGGAAUGACUUGGAACGUGACCGUUUUCGAUACGGCUCUGAACCACCCCCGGCGUCCAUGGACGGUUACCCAGACCGUUGCGGGUAAGGCGAUGGUGUUGAUCGUUCAAGGAGAGGGAUUGGCUGUGUCGGAAGCAGAUCCGGUGAAGAUUGUGAGCUUCAAUGGUGGUGAAGAUUUGGAUGAAGAAAGCUAUCAGAAUGCCAAUUCGUCGAUUUUGCUGAUCAAAAGUGGAGGAAAGGAAUUUGCGGUAGCAUUGGAUGACUUCAAGGAGCUGCAUUCGUAUGAGAUCAACGCAGGUGGUGGGAAAUUAUCACUGAAGUCGGGGAGUGAAAUAAGAUCGGUGGCAGGGAGAAUUCUUCCUAUAGAGCAGCAGGAUGGAUCAGUGAUGUAUGUUGCAGUGAAUAACGGUGAAAAUUCGGUGAUGUAUAAGUUGAAUGAGAAAGGUCUGGAUAAAUCGCAGAAAAUUGAGUUGACGGUGGCUUCGAACGCUGGGAAGAUCUUGCUCACUAAAAAAGGCGAGAUUUUGCACAUUUCUCCUCAAGGAUUGAACGUGUAUGUGGGAGAAAAGAGUUCAACAAAGUUCAAAUACUUCUGUCCGUAUUUCUCAACGCUUGGUGGAUGGAGCCAGCAAUUUGUUGAAUCGGUCUCUUUGAUGAAAAUUGGUGACGAUCAGGAAGCAUUAAUUGGAACCGGUCCCAAGGGCAUCGAAUACUUUCCGAUUUCUGAUAAGUGCAAGAACUAUGUGAUUGAAGGAUCAGAAGAGGUCAAACACGCUUUGGUGGCAGGAGGUGCUACGAAAAACGGCAACCAAAUUAAGGUUCUAGGGUACUACAACGGUGAAUUGUCUGUGAUCACAUUGGAAGUUGAAGAAUUUGCUGAACCCAAAUUGAAUCAAGACUCAAUCCCCAAAGAACCACAGGAACGCAUGAAGGCAACGAAAAGCUCAAAGAUCACUGUGCGUAGUGGCAAUUCCAGCAAAUCUACCCGUUGGCUUCGGGAUAGUCUGGACGAGUCCAGCUUCAAGAACAUCGUCGAUAAACUGUCCGGAAAGGUGCAGUUUUCUUUCCCAUUGAUCGACCUGCAAGAUCGCAUGGGACUUCCGAUCAAGCUGAUGGUGUACUACGGUGAAUCGGAGAGUGAAGAUAUGAGCGUUUUGGGUAGACACUGGACCUUGGGCAAGGAUUGUAUCGUGCUGGAUCAUGGGAAUACGGUGUUUGCAGAUAAGCAUGAGUACUUUCUGGUGAAGGAUCAGACGAAGGUAAAGCUGGAGAGGGAUUGGAUGAAGCCCUCAGCUGGAGGGAAGAUAGCAUUCUACAUAGCUGGUCACAAAAAUGUGAUGUUUGAGUACUCGGUGCAGGAUGAGAGGUGGGAGGCCAACGAUGGUAAGAUCCGGUACGUGUAUGGCAACAAAAAUCAAGGCGUGGUAAGUGUUCCAGGUUGGAAUGAUUGGUACGGACCGUCUGCAAAGUUUGAUCAGACCAAAAGUCAUGCCAUCCAAUGGAAUUUGGUAGAAAUAAGCAGCGUUGCCUUCAAAGACGUUAAAAUUAAGUAUUCUUACACUGCACUCGACACAAACACAAAUACGAUGCACCUGGCUAGCAUAAGUGAUGGGGAUAAAACUAAUAUUAAAUUCAGCUAUAAAUCAAUCAAGGUGGUAGAUAAGCAACCAGAUUCGAGUUUGGUGAAGGAACAUUCAUUUAUCAACAAUAAGUUAUUGGAAAAGGUAGAAAUAGAAACUGUAAGCAUUUCUCAAUCACUGAAAAUAACGAGCACCACAAUUGGUUAUUUGCAUUACUUAGAAAGCAUAAGUCAAGAAGGCGAUUCAGAUCCUGUUUUAAGAUUCGAAUAUAACAGAGAAGAUCAGUUGAAGCCAAGAGUGGCACAAAUUCAGUUGCCAUCGAAGGCAGUUCUAGACUUUCAAUAUACAAAACAGGCCAUCCAAACCGAUCAAUUCAUACAGGAGAUAGACAAAAUGGCCGAUUUGUACACAGGAAACGAAUAUUCACUGCAAAUUACGAAGCAGGCAGGUGAAACAAACCUCAUCGUGAAUUUGAAGGAUACAUCAGGCAAAAAUGAUUUCGUCAAAGAUGAAACCUUGCGUAUAGAAAGCUACCGAGGGUUCAAGAUCAAAUCCUUCAGUCCAAUCAUGAUGCGAAACUAUUUCGCGGUGGUGGUAAGCUACAAAGAAGCAAAUUUUGUAAAGAAUAGUAAAAAAGAAUUAGUAAAAAAAGAAGAUAUCCAUUCAAAAAUACACAUUUUCGUCAAACACGAUGGAGACAGGUGGAGAAUUGACAAUGCCAACCAAAAUUCAAGGGUGACUAAUGAUAAAAACUGCAAGUAUGAUUUUCAGGAGGACUCGUUCGUUUACUAUCACUCGAACAAAGUUCACUUCGAGUACCAUAAAGCGGGAAGUCACGAAUGGAGUUACGCUUCACAGGAUAUUGGCGAAACUUCUGCUCUUUCCAUGAUCAAUAGAGGAGCCAUCUAUUGGAAAGAUGACCUCAUGAUGAUACGAUGGGAUGCUUCAGGAUCUCCGAAGCAGACAACUCUCAGUGAUGCAAAUAGCAAAGCCAGCGUAUUGGACAUUGACUCAUUCUACCAGUACAUAGAUGUUCAAGGGACCUACAAGGAAGACGUUGAAGGCUCUAAGAAAGAAGUAGAUGAUUACAAACGAGAUCUCAAGGAGCUACUGUGCAGCAAUGGCCUGGUUCUCUAUAACAAUUUGGUUGCACUGAGAACGGUCAAGUUGAGCCAUCUAGGAAAAACUUCCAUCAAGCUGCUUCUCUAUCUGUUGAAAGGAGACUACACCGUCUCAAGCAGAUCUUCGAUUGACAUGGAGGGUGAAGACAUCACUAAAUUCAACCUUACAUUAGACGUGUUUGAUGAAUACAAAACAAAGGAUACCAGCCAACUGGACAAGUAUCAAUUUCAGUUCAAGAAAGAGAGCGACAAGUACAAGCUGAAGUUCACUGGAGCUACAGAUAAGAAUAACAAACCAACUAAACCUUCAACGGAAAACCAGCAGCUCAUCGAGCAAUACGAACGGCGCAUGAAAAUCCCCUUGGACUUCGAGAAGUACAUGAUGCAGGUCAACCACGACGGGAUCAUCCUUAACAAUCAUCAGAUCAUACACAAUAACGGAAAAUUCGAAACCAAACCUUUGGACCGCGACACUUUGAAAUUGACGAAAUUCCGGAUUCCACUUGGUACGUCCUCCAACAUCAACAAGGUCUCUGAAGCCGGGGAUAUAAAGUUUUGUACCAAAACUGAGCAGCAAAAAUCGGAAAACUGCGUAAGUUUGGACAUCAAUACCGCACAGAACUUGUCGAUCAAGUAUCCGUACUACCUUGUGACGCAGAAGCGCAACGACAUCAAAGUUCUGCCGCUCAAGAUUAACAGUCGUGGUUGGGAAGAUCCGGUAGACUACAAGGGAGAAAUACUUCAUGGAUCAACCAGCCAUUCAGUUUUGGUGACUACUCGCAUCAGCGACAAAAAGACCAUCGUGAGACCGUUGAAAAGCUUGAACAAGAAAAACAGCGCUUCCACACAGGUCAUUUCGGCCGAGAAACUAUCGACACCGUACGACGAUUACCAGAUCAAAUACGAGUACUCCAACCCUGUGGUGUCCAUGAAUGAGAUUGCCUUCAAGACGACAGUGGUCAUUCCAGGUGGGGACAAGAAAGUCACUGGCUAUUACAAAGAAAAUAGCAACCUUCAGGCCAAUGAACAGGUAGUGCAAGUCAUGACGGCCGACGAUCAAGUGUUCGAUCCGGAAUACGUCAAACGCAUGAACGAAAUGAAGGAGGAAGAGAAUAAGCAACGAGAUCGUUCACAGCUUGACGAGGAGCAGACUGUCACCGACAAAAGCGGCAAGCAUCCAAUUUUGAAGGUUACUCCAUACAGCGUCAGCCAGAACCUAGUUCACUUCAUCGGAUUCGAAGACUACGAAGACACUAACGGAUGGACCGUCAAUCGAAAACCCUUAUCCGAUUCAGGCAGCAUUCGCCGAAAUGAGUUCUCUGCAACUGGUAGAAACUUCUUACUUCUGAAUAACGGAGAAGAAUUGUCCAGAGAGCUUCCCAACAUGCCAUACUACGAUAUCUUCAUUGCCAGUGCCUGGAUACGAACGACACAGGAGCUGGUCGUCGGUAGUCCUACGGACAUGAUUUCAAUCUACGUAGACAACCGACAAAUCAAAGGCGCCAUCAAGCAAAGUAUCGACGAAUGGAUCCAGGUUGAAGCUGCGACGACUUCCAUCGAAGUUACUGGAAGCAAUUCAGUGAAAAGGGUCACACUGAAAGUAGUCGUCAAACCGACCGGAGCUAAUACCAUUCACGUGGAUCACGUUAGAAUUUCCCCGAUGAACUUCAACCUGGAAGCGAACGUCUAUGAUUCGCACAUUGGUCAGCGAACUGCUCAGAUUCAAAACAAUGGGUACAUUUCGCGAAGGCUGUAUGAUGUGUAUAACCGGCGAGUUGCCGAGGUUGAUGAAAAUGGAAACAUCAAAUAUAUAGCGAGCUAUUCCAAGCGAAUUGGGAACAAGAAAUCCACAAGCAAGCAGGAGGGAGGCAACAGCUCUAGAGUGCAAAUUCAGGCCAAGAGGAGCUGGUUGGAGUCAUUUUCUCCGUAUACUGUGGAAAAGCGAUGGCAAUUUACGGGGGGUUCGACCGUAGAACCGUACAGCAUUGCUUUGCAAGGCAAAAUGACCUUCGGCUAUCCAAUUUCUGCAGAAUCAAUUUGCGUUCGAUUGGUGUACAGUUUGGCCAACAAUGCGCAGUUAUCGAUCAUGAUUGGGAAAGUUCAAGUUACAAUCAAAGCUAAUGCCGUUCAGUAUAAAGGAGCUUCCUAUUCCAGUCCAAGCAGCGCUGAGAUCAUUGUCUUUGUUACACCAACGUUUACCAGUAUUUGGGUGAACGGGCAUCUUGGCAUGGAAACCUCCGAGAGCAGCGCAAAGUUCAGCAAUGAAACAAUCUCCUUACAAGCUACGGGAUCUGUUGAAGUCAAAGACUUAAUCAUCAUGGAGGACGCAGAGAUUCAGGUGUCCUACAUGAACCGCGAUUCCAAGCCAAUACAAGAGAUCCUAUUGCUUGACUCGAGCAACAUUCUAAUCCGCCAGAUGAUGUACGAUACAGUUGGACGAAAAAUCGCUGAAACCGUUUGGACACAGAAAUCUCUCGAAGGUGAAGGUACAAAUGGCUUCAAAGCACUUCAGUACCACGAAGGCUUUGUUACGAAUGACAACUCUGUCAGUCCGGAUUAUUUCCUCAAAUCUGGACCAAUGAAAGGUUUCGUAUCUACGGCCAACAAAAUGUACGAUGGGUACCCGUACUCGCAAACUCAAUACUUCUCGAAUCCUUUGGAAGUCCGAAACAAAGUUGGUCAACCCGGACUGCAAUAUUCGAUUCACGGAAACAUGUCACUCGAAUAUUCUAUCGCUUCCGACUUGCCAUUCAUUCAGCGAUUCUAUCCAAAGGAUGAAGGUUACCAUCAGGAGCAGCAGAACAAACCGAUUGGAAGGAAGAUCGUUAUUGUUUACAAUCGUAGAAACAGGAAGGUCGCCGAGUACACCCAGGUCAAAGACUACAACAACAUUCUGACUACGUACGUCUACGACGAUCACGGCAAUCAGAUUCAGAUGCUUCCACCAAGCUACUAUAAUGAACAACUAAAAGGCACCCAUCAAGGAUUUCAACCGGAAAAGACAGUAGUCCAGUCGCCAUGGGCAGUGAGCUCAACGUACGACGAAACCGGAGAGCUGAUCACAUCCAAGGUAACACCGGAUGGAGGCCGAGUUGAUUUCAUCUACAACGAAUACAAACAACUUCGCUAUCAGCUGCACUACGGAGAAAACAGUAAGGUAGACAAGAUCGUGUACUUCCUGUACAACGUCUUCGGGAGAGUAUGCGAAGCUGGACAGGUGCUGGCUAGUUCAGACAUGGAAAAACAGGUGCGAGAAACCACAAAGAGUCAUGACGCAAUUCCAAACCACGAACAAGCAGUUUACUUCGACUAUGGCGAAACGGAACCGGACCCAUCACUGCGUGGACGAAUCCAGAGAACGGUAAAGAAGAACAAGGAUGUCACGUUUAGCGAAGUGCUGUACUUCGAUGAUGAUGGCAACGUGAUUCGCAAGAGAUACGUCAGUCCAGCCACGAAUGAUUCGUUAUCUCUGGAAUACCUUCAGGAGAAUGGCAAGGUUGAUGGGUUACGGUAUCCUUAUACGGUGGAUGGACAACAGUUGGUAUUAAAAUACAAGCAUAACCUGAGAGGAGAAAUCAUUGAAGUGUCCAGAGUGCAUGAAAUAUCGAAAGACCAGGUCGAAUUUCAAUCCAUAGCAGCAAUCGAGCAUGACGCUGAAGGAAAAGUGACUCGGAUCGCUCAUCAAUUUGGCACCAAGAACUUCAACCAAAGCUAUAAAUAUGGUGUCCCUGGUUACCUAAUGGCGAUUGAGAAUGAUUUCCUCACAGAGAAGUUGUACUACACGGAGAAAGGCUAUGGAUGUGAACCAACCGGAGAUGGCAGCAUUCUACGAACCGAGUUCAAAGCCAGUUGGCAUGAUAAGUGCGACCAGAACUUGAUUCCUCUGACGGCCAGAGCAUUUGCUUCGAAUACGAUCAACUUCAACGUUGCAGAGGCUUGUUUUGACGCCUUGUUCGAUUUGGGUUACAUCGAUACAAAGGGCCGGCCCGUGAAGACGUUUUAUCCGGAUUUGGAAACAAGAGUACCGUGGAAAUGCGCAACGGCACCUAAUUGGAAACACAUGUCGGAAAUGCUGCUGGAAAAGGGCUACCCAGAACACUACGGACAUGCGUAUGACUACGGAAGUCAUGGAGAACUAGUUUCUGCCAAGAGUUUCGUUGGGCAGGAGAAGGACAACCUGGAUCCUCCUUUGUCAAAAGCCGCACUAUCAAAGGCUGGAUUCCGAACAACACAGGAUUUGGAUAAUUUCUGGAGCGAGCUCAACAAAGGCAUCAGGAAGAUUGAAGGCACCAGAGCGCUCUUUGAAGGAUCUCACCAGCUGCCAAGUGGAUCCAUAGGAUCAGUGAUUCAUAGACAGAAACUGAAUGCCAUACUGGAAGGCAAGGAUAGUGAUCCAUCAAUUUGUUCUGCUUGGACGAAUGGUGAUAAGUUAGAGGAAGCGAAAUGCAAGAGAGAUUUUCAGCCGAUUUUCGAAAAAACGGAUCUCAAAGCGAUAUUCAAGAAACUUGAAAAUCCAUUGCAACAAAAUGUUUUGCAGAUUCUGAAGAGAAGUCUUGCAACCGUUCUGGGAAACUCCCCCGGAGACGUGGAGUCAUUCUCCAUCGAUCCAAAUGGCAACCAUGGUGUGUUCUAUACAGGAUUCAAACGCUUCGAGCUGAAGUACAAACCAAGAAAGAAUCAAAUCGAUACAAUCAAGGAAGGCAAGCAUGAUCGAGUGAUCGUACAUGACAGCGAAGGCAACGUGGUCAAAGCACUUCACAAGAACAUCGAAAAGAUCGAAUACGAUCCACUGACACAGCGAGUCUCCCGCAUUGAGUUGGCCAACAAAUCUUUGGUGCUGGAAUUUGGCUACGAUUUCCGGGGUGAACGAACUGUGAAGCGCGUUCGCAACAAGAACAAUGAAGUAAUCUCGGAGCUCUACUACGUCCGGGACAACAAAGGAAACGUUUUGGUGGAAUACAAACAGGAGUAUCCCAACCCGAAGGAGCCGAGCAAGCCCAUCAGUACGGUCACUGCUUACAUUCACGGUCCGCUGGGUCUUCUCGGGUUCUUCCGCAACAACAAGUACUACAACGUCCUUCUCGAUCACGAAGGCUCCACAAGGCUCGUCAUCCACAAUGGCAAAGUAGUUGCUGCCUAUGACUACCUUCCGUACGGGCAAAUGAUUCGCAAGUACGGAUCCAACCCGGAGGCUCACAUUUCCUUCCGUUACACCGGACAAGAGUUUGACGAAGAAACUGGCCUCUACAACUACCAUGCCCGAAUAUACGAUCCGGAUAUAGGUCGUUUCUUCCAGAUGGACCCCAUGGAACAGUACGCUAGUCCGUACAAAUACGCUGGUAACUCACCCGUCUCGCAGAUCGAUCCGGACGGUCAAAUCGCUAUCACUUUGAUCGCGAUGGUGAUUGGUGCGCUAAUUGGUGCUUAUCUGGGCGCAGCUUCAGCCAACAACAGUUGGAACCCGGCCAAGUGGGCUUGGAAUGAUAAGAAGACUUGGAUAGGUCUGUUCGCCGGUGCAAUCAUGGGAGCAUUCGCCGUGUACGGAGGGGUACACAGCUUUACCUUCUUCACGGGAAUGUUUGGUGGUUCCAUGAUUGCAGGUGCGUUAGCCACGGGAGCCAUUUCGGUGGCCGGUGCUUUCCUUGGAGCUGCUGCUGCUUCCAACGAAUGGAACCCGGCCAAAUGGGAUUGGACGUCACCGGCCGUGUGGAAUGGACUUCUCUCGGGAGCGUCCAUAGCGGUAAGCUUUCCCUCAGGUUUUGUUGGAAUUUCUCGAAGCUUUCUCUCGCUAGUUUCAGCAAGUACGAAGGCAUUCUACGCCUUGUUGAUGGUGAGUGGUUUUCUGCUGUUCGUGUACGUAGGUGGAGCCAUGUCGAACAACUUCAAAUUUCGUAUGUCCGAAUGGGACUGGAAGAGUCCACGCACGUGGUUCGGCAUGGUAGAAGGUGCAUCGACCAUCUUCAUGGGCGCUGGUGCAACUGCGAAGCACGGUGCUGCCAAGGUUCACACCAUUGUAAAACCUGCUAAAAUGAAGAUGCCUUGGUACAAGAUCAAUAUUCCGAAGAAGUCCUUUACGUGUAAGUUCGUUAAGGAUGAUAUCAUUGUAACCUGGUACAGAAAUGGUCAAAAAGUAAGCAAGGAGAUUCUUAAAUGCUACUCCAAGACCGAUAUGGCAAGGAUUCCCCAGAAGACAUUCGGGAUGACAAAGCAGUUCUAUAUGCCGUAUUAUCGAAUCGGUUAUUCGUUUCUAGCCAUUCCAACUUUGGGGUAUUUGAUGUCUGAUCGAUACAAAGCAUUUUUCGGUAAUCAUCCCAAUGGGACUCUGACGAAACCGGUCCGGCGGAAGCGGUUCGCUUCGAUGGCAAGCUCUGCGGCCGGACCCGGUGUUUCGAGUUUUUUUAACGAUCUCUUCAGCGAUGUAUCGGAUUUGUUCAAUUAUUACUUCAUCCACACGGAGAAUCAACAGGUCUUUGAUUCGGAUCGAUCAAUCGGCAUCGCAAAGAAGUAUGAUAAUCUGCCUAGCAGGUCGUUUCAAAAGCUGUGCUAUUCUCCGAAUGUCGAAGGCAAUCAAAUAAUUUGUCCCCAACGUGAAUCCACGGUGAAUGUCUUCUCCAAACUCCCGGCAUUCGAACCUGAGUUAUUCGGACAAGAUUCGUUCAGCAAAUGUCUGCCACUGACGUGGCAUGAUCGACCUUCGAUCGUAUGCGAUGGGCAACAGACGACCUUUGUCUACACGCCUGUUCAGAGCCUUAGGGUGUUUGAUUUGGUGGAUGGGUGGUUGAUGCUCGCUAGAAUCACUCCGGCUGCAGUUCGGAACGUGACGGCAGGGUUCAGCUUCCUGAAGAAUGUGUUUAUCGGGGAGUGUAGAGAACGAGCUUCUCCGAUGAGACAUCGGAUGGAUCGUUGCAAAAAGCAAUUGGAAUGCAAAUUGCUUGCUCUGAAGGAUGCGAUGGUGGGCAAGAAACCAUCCGAAGUGAAAUGGGCUGAGCCUAUUGUGAGCGAUUUGGAAGACGACAUUGGGGAGUUUGUACGAAGCAAGAACUCAACUGAUGAGGACUUUGAAUUGCUACAAGAGAGGUUGAGUUCCCUGAGGGAAGAUGUUAUGGAAGAAUCUGGUUUUGAUCAUGGUUUGAACAUGACCGCAUUGUUAGGAGAAAUGCUAAAGAGUAUGUAUGGUCAGGAUGUAGUUUUCAAUUCAGCUACCAAGUUGAUCUCAUCAAUCAAUGGUUUGGCAUCACGACCAGCAAUUCAACUAUUGAAAUAAGGUGUAAGUUGUACGUUAAGCAUAAUUGAUAGACUUGAUUAGGAAAUAGUACAAUAUUAAAACAGGAAAGAUUACAGACUAGUGUAUUGACCGAGAAUCUGAUUGAACCGUGCCGUGCUUUUAAAUGUUAACUUGAUAAUCCCAAUAUCUAAUCUGUGUGAAAAAAAAUAAUAGUUUUACUAUCGAGUGUCGUAUGAGCCAAGGAGUGAAUGGCAUUGC